AUGGGAUACACCAAGACGGACGAGUUGGCCAUCAACACCAUCAGAACCCUCGCGGUCGAUGCCACUUUCAAGGCGAACAGUGGCCACCCAGGUGCCCCAAUGGGCAUGGCAYCCGUGGCCCACGUUCUUUUCAACAAAUUCAUGACCUUCAACCCCAAGAACCCCGACUGGCUGAACAGAGAUCGCUUCGUGCUCUCCAACGGUCACGGAUGCAUGCUCCAGUAUGCUCUUCUCCACCUAUUCGGCUACAAGGUGACCAUCGACGACCUCAAAGCUUUCCGCCAAGUCGACAGCAUCACACCCGGCCACCCUGAGGCCCACGACACACCCGGUGUUGAAGUCACCACUGGUCCUCUUGGUCAGGGUUUCGCCAACGCCGUUGGUUUGGCUAUUGCUCAGGCCCACACCGCGGGUGUGUUCAACAAGCCUGGCUUCGACCUCAUCAACAACCACACAUACAUGUUCUUUGGUGAUGGCUGUGCCAUGGAGGGUAUUGCCAGCGAAGCUGCUUCAACUGCUGGUCACUUGCAGCUUGGCAACCUGAUUGCUAUUUACGAUGACAACCACAUCUCUAUUGACGGUGACACCAAGUGUGCCUUCACUGAGGAUGUGACAAAGCGUUUCGAGUCAUAUGGCUGGCACGUCGUGUGGGUCAAGGACGGUGACAACGACCUUGAAGGAAUUGAGAAGGCCAUUGCUGAGGCCAAGGCCGUCACGGACAAGCCAUCCAUGAUCAGACUCACCACCACCAUUGGUUUCGGCUCCAAGCUCCAGGGAACCGGCGGCGUGCACGGAAACCCUCUCAAGGAGGACGACGUCAAGCAGGUCAAGGAGAAGUUCGGUUUCGACCCAACAAAGACCUUUGCUGUCCCUCAAGAGGUGUACGACAUGUACGGCAAGCACGCUGCUGAAGGUGCUGCUGCUGAGCAGGAGUGGAACCAGCUGUUUGAGAAGUACCAGAGCGAGCACAAGGAGCUGGGCGCCGACCUUAAGCGUCGUCUGACCAAAAAGCUCCCCGAGGGCUGGCAGACAAAGCUCCCGGUCUACAAGCCAUCUGACUCGGCCAUUGCUUCGCGUAAGCUUUCUGAGAGCGUUCUUGAGGCCAUCUACGAGCACGUUCCUGAGCUUCUUUCCGGCUCUGCUGAUUUGACUGGCUCAAACAACACCCGAUGGAAGAAGGCCGUCGACUUCCAGCCACCAAGCCUCGGAAUCGGUGAGUGGAGCGGCCGUUACUUGCGUUACGGUGUGCGUGAGCACGCCAUGGCCGGUAUCAUGAACGGUCUCUCCGCCUACGGCACCAUCAUCCCCGCUGGAGGUACCUUCUUGAACUUCGUCUCAUACGCCGCCGGAUCUGUCCGUCUCUCGGCUCUCUCACACCAGCGUGUCAUCUACAUCGCGACUCACGACUCCAUUGGUCUUGGUGAGGACGGCCCGACCCACCAGCCUAUCGAGACUCUUGCUCACUUCCGUGCUCUGCCAAACAUGAUGGUCUGGCGCCCAGCCGACGGUAACGAGUGCUCCGCGGCGUACUACGUUGCCCUCACAUCCACUGGCACCCCAUCUCUCCUCGCCUUGACUCGUCAGAACCUGCCACAACUCGAGAACUCUACCAUCGAGAACGGUAUCAAGGGUGGUUACGUCGCUCUCGAGGACAAGUCCGCCCAGAUCACUCUUGUCGCUACUGGAUCCGAGGUUUCCCUGGCCCUGGAGGCCGCCAAGUUCCUCAAGGACAACAAGAGCGUCGCURCUCGUGUCGUCUCGCUUCCUUGCUGGGAGGUGUUCGACGCUCAGCCAAAGGACUACAAGCUCUCGGUCAUCCCAGAUGGCAUCCCAUCGCUCAGCAUUGAGGUCAUGUCCACCAUGGGCUGGGAGAAAUACUCUCACGAGCAGUUCGGCUUGAACCGAUUCGGUGCCUCUGGCCCAUACAAGGAGGUCUACGCGAAAUUCGAGUUCACCCCAGAAGGCAUCGCCAAGCGCGCUGCUGCCACCAUCGAGUUCUACAAGGACGUCAAGCCUCUUCGCUCGCCACUUAACCGUGCGUUCGAGCAGCUGAUCUAA
This is a messenger RNA of Ramularia collo-cygni, 2058 nucleotides long. Its product is annotated as transketolase TktA. Gene Ontology annotation, biological process: pentose-phosphate shunt. Gene Ontology annotation, molecular function: transketolase activity. Lineage: Eukaryota; Fungi; Ascomycota; Dothideomycetes; Mycosphaerellales; Mycosphaerellaceae. The transcript is spliced from 5 exons. Gene Ontology annotation, cellular component: cytosol. Bases 1 to 2058 code for a protein of 685 amino acids. The record is from RefSeq and is a predicted model, not a curated record.